AGCGGGACUUUUAUAUUUAUAUCCGUUAACCUCUGACAACAAACGGGACAAGUUCACCGUAAGGGAGACAGCAGUUCCCUGUAAUUGUACGUUAAUGGAGCGGUACGGUAACCUUGAUUUGGACCUGGAGUGUGACGGAGGAGCUGUCUCUCAAAAAGCCUCAUUAUUCAGUGGGAUAUUCAAAAAAUCCUCCAAGUCUAAAGAACUGCUUCCAUCUGCACAGGCUGCCUUGACAUUACAAAAUCCUGAACUGUCUGCCAGCAAUGACAGUUUAACCAGCAAGUCAAAGGAUAAAUCAGGUGAGCUGGGUGGAUCACGGAAACUAUCUCCCAAACCAAGACAUGUGCGGAGGCCUUCGCAGGAUCUAAAGGACAUCUCAGCCAGUAAUGACAAUCUGUCUGAGGACACCAAUGCAAAGGAGGAUUUGUCCACAACCGUUAAGAUCUCAGGCAGCAACGACAAUCUGCCGGUGAACAGCAACACUAAGGAGACAGGUGGGAUGUUUAGCAGUAUGUUUAAAAAAUCCCCACACCCUCAGGAGGAUUCUGCUGCACGAGAUGAUCUCUCUGGCAGCAAUGACAAGAACCACGCAAAGGAUGAUUUGUCUGUCGAUGAUGAACUCCUUGCUGGUAAUGACAGUGCCGUGGAGAAGUCUUCAAAAGGUGGCGUUGCAAAGGUCUUGAGGAGUCCCUUCACCUCCUCCUCUCAGGAUAAGGAAAAGACUGACCACUCAGGAGACUCACAGGAGAACAGUUCUGCCACAGGGAAGCCCAAAACCAAGGAGGAGAAAAGCUCCAACAACGAUGACGAGAAGAAAGUGGACCAUGGAGAUAACCAGCCCACUCAAAAACAGAAUAAACUGGCUGGGGGAAUGACGAAGCUGAAUCCAUUUCGAUAUGCAAAUAAAAAUGAAAAGGAGGCAGGCUCAAUAGAAGAAGAUUUAACUGUCAGCAACAAGAAGUCAUCAGGCCAUAAGCAGGUACGGUUAUAGAUAUUUUUCCCUGUUUAAAGUACAUUUCUUUGACAUUUCUCAGUUUAUUUAAUUCAAGUUAUGUUUGACAGACACUGAGGGGAAGUCUUAUUUAGUAGGAAGCUUGCUGCUUCCUGUUCAUUCAGUUAAAAGUUGGGUUUAGUUUCACCACCAUUGAAAGUCUUUAAAUUAAAUGUUGCUGAGACAAAACUUCUUGAAUAUCCAUAAUCAGCCAGACUCAGUGUUCUCAAACCAUUU
This is a messenger RNA of Haplochromis burtoni (Burton's mouthbrooder), 1228 nucleotides long. RefSeq lists its product as uncharacterized. The record is from RefSeq and is a predicted model, not a curated record. Bases 95 to 991 code for a protein of 298 amino acids. NCBI's taxonomy places the organism in Eukaryota, Metazoa, Chordata, Actinopteri, Cichliformes, Cichlidae. The transcript is spliced from 15 exons.